GAAAAGUUUAGGAUUUUUUUUAUGCAUGCAGUAUACUAUUUUUUUUUCUGUACACCAAAUGUCAAAAUGUUUGUUUUAUAAAUAAAUAAUGAUAUUAAUUGUGAUAAAGGAUUUUAAACAAAAAGUCACCUAUGCGUCCUCUUUGAGCAGACCCGUGAUGACGUGAUUCCUCCGGAAGUGACCUGUGUUUGUGUGCGGCUUACUGCGCGUACCGCGACUUUUUGCACGCAGUAUAGUAGCGGUAUAGUUAGUGUACUUCUGAACCUCGUUUAUUAACCCGAAGACAGAACUCUAUGAGCGUCGUGGCGUUUCUCCUCGAUCGGGUUUGAAUAGUCUUGGUCCAGCUCCUGUCAGCUUCUCAGGGCAUAGACAACAUGAACAUACUGCGUUCGAGGUUGGACCCAGCAUGGAUCAGAUCAACCUUGAAUCCGUGGGUGAUGAUGACAUCUAUGUCGUGUUCAAAGGUCAUGCUAUCCACUCUUCCUCCAGAGCCAGUCAUUGCCUCCAAGAAGCCUUAUAAAGUUGAGCUUGUUGGUGGGAAGCGGUACUCCUGGUGUACCUGUGGACACAGCAAGAAACAGCCUUUCUGUGAUGGUUCCCACAAGACUAAAGCCCAGGGUCUGGGUCCCCACCGCUUUGUGCCAGAGAAAGACUCGACAGUGUGGCUGUGUGGUUGCAAGUACACCAACAAUCCACCUUUCUGUGAUGGCACGCACAAAUCGGAGUUCAUCCAAUGUUCUCCACUGGCUGAGGAGAGUGAUGUGAAGAGCUGAGCCGACUACACGCAUGUUCCCCGACCCUGACCUGGAAUUAAGUAGACAAAGGAACAUGUCUUCUGAAUGAAGACACACUUCUGAAUCGUUGUAUCUAAAGCCACCAUGAAAUGCUGUUCGUAUCAAAUGGGUGGAAGGCACACUUGUUAAAAUAAUUGUUAUGCACUUUAACUUGAUUCCGUCGUUAUAAAUGUAUGUUCUGCAAUAAGUAUACAUUUCAGGAAUCAGAAGAAAAAAAACGGUUUGUUUAGUAUUUAUUCAGGUCUAUUCACUUGCAUUAAAGCUGAGCCUCAUAUUUAUCAAUAUAUUUGAUUUCUUAGCACUGAAUGUUUUGAAGAUAUUACACUGAAAUUCUCCAAUUUCUGAAACAUUUACAAAUGUAUAAAGGACAUCUAUAAGACUAACACACUCUUGAGUGUACAGAACUAGAACAUUAAAAGCUGUCUGAUUAAUGCACAUUGAUUAAUCAUCGAUACACUUAAACAAAAAACCCUUCACAGCUGACAAACAGGGUAAGUAAACAUUUUAUUGACCUAAAACAUGCACACGUCUGGAAAAAACAGGUGGGUUCAAAGAAAACAAUGAAUGGGCAUGGAUGGAAAAUACCACAGAGUUUAAUAUUUCAGUCGCUUCAAUUUUUUCUCCCAGAACAUUUGAACAAUGACUUCGGCAGGUAUCAUGGUAGUGCUUGGAGUACAAGAUAAUGUUUUUUCCAACACGGCGGCACUCGGGUAACGUGGACAGAUUUUGUGAUUGACCGAGCACAUUUUGUAAUGCAAUGCGUUCUUCGUCAGUCGUGGGGUUUACAGUACCAAUUGAGUGGUUGUUAUGCCACUUUUUUUUUUAUACAGUAGUAACAGGAACUUCAAAAUGCGAUAUUUGACGGGGACUUGUGCCGCAAUGCCAACGAAGCAUCUGGUCUUCACAUCGUCGCCAAAUCUGAUGAACACUGAUGAACCGUCGGGAAAACAGACCUACAUCAUAUACAAUACAAAACAAUUAUGUUGUAUAAAAGAUAGUUUAUACAUAUGUAUACACACAUGCUUACAUUCUAUACAUACUGUACAGUUUGUAUGUGUGCAUUGUCCUACCCUAACACACAUAACCACACGCACACAUACACAAGAGUCUAUUUGGC
Molecule: messenger RNA, 1911 nt
Organism: Gadus chalcogrammus (walleye pollock)
Lineage: Eukaryota; Metazoa; Chordata; Actinopteri; Gadiformes; Gadidae
Product: CDGSH iron-sulfur domain-containing protein 3, mitochondrial-like
Exons: 3
Coding region: 375-773 (132 amino acids)
Cellular component (GO): intracellular membrane-bounded organelle
Molecular function (GO): 2 iron, 2 sulfur cluster binding
Source: RefSeq, a predicted model, not a curated record